This is a messenger RNA of Acanthamoeba castellanii str. Neff, 1083 nucleotides long. Its product is annotated as EB1 protein, putative. Lineage: Eukaryota; Discosea; Longamoebia; Acanthamoebidae. Gene Ontology annotation, molecular function: microtubule plus-end binding. The record is from RefSeq and is a predicted model, not a curated record. Bases 1 to 1083 code for a protein of 360 amino acids. The transcript has 7 exons. Gene Ontology annotation, biological process: protein localization to microtubule plus-end; regulation of microtubule polymerization or depolymerization; spindle assembly. Gene Ontology annotation, cellular component: microtubule plus-end; spindle midzone; cytoplasmic microtubule.
AUGGAGGGGCUCUACUUCACGGGCCGCAAGGAACUGCUUGAGUGGAUUAAUGGUUUUCUUGAGAUUGAGUAUACCAAAGUUGAGCAAGUAGCUUCGGCCGCAGCCUUCUGCCAGCUUAUGGACGCUCUCCACCCAGGAACGAUCGCCCUCAGCAAGGUCCGUUUCAACGCCAACCAGGAAUGGGAGUUUGUUUCGAACUUCAAGCUUUUGCAGAAGGCCUUCGAUGCCGCAAACAUCAAGAAGCACAUCGAUGUCCCCAAAUUGAUCAGGGCCAAGUACCAGGACAACCUCGAGUUCCUCCAGUGGUUCAAGCGCUACUUCGAGGGCAAGUGGGACAAGGCCGAAUACCGCGCUAAGGAGAGGCGGCUUUCCGCCAUGAAGGCUGCAGCUGGACCUGCCCGCCGAGUAUCCAUCAAGCCAGCACAGCCCGUUGGCCAAGCGAAGCCGCCUGUUAAACGCGUUGCCAAACGCAGGGUGACCAUGGCUGCUUCGUCCAUUCGAGCAACCACCCCCGAGAAGCCCGUCACGGUCACUCCUGCUGCUCCUGCCAAGAAGACCUCGCCCGUCAAGCGCGCCGUUGCCGCCUCUCCUGUGACCAGGUCCGCCGCUAAGCCUCUGAGGCCCGCGUCUAUUCUCAAGAAGCCCGUCUCCGUAGCGGCCCCUGUCAAUGGAGAUGUCGCCUCUUUUGUCGAGAGGCAGGUGGACACUCUCAAGAACGACCUCUUCCAAGCCGUCGCAAGCCUGCAGAGAGAAAGAGAUGUCUUCUCAGAGAAGCUCAAGGCCAUCAAGAUGAUGUGCGAAGAGGACGAGAGCUCGGCAGAGACCAUCCAGCGCAUCCUCACCAUCAUCCGCAUCGGUACCGACGAGGAGGAUCAACCCCAGCCGCAGCCGCAGCUCGAGCAGGCCGUCAACGCCGAUGAAGAUGAAGACGACGGCCUCGAUGAACUCGACGAGCUGGAUGACAUCAUCGCCUCCAGUGCCCAGCAGCCGGAAACCGACGACGGCGGCGAGGAGGCGCCCGAGGCCACCGAAGAUGCCGGCGACGAGAUCGCCGACGAUGACGAAGACCUCGACUUUGUCUGA